AUGGCUGGACAAGUCCUCCAAGAGGCGAACCCGCCUCCGCUGCCCUCCCACUUGCCCGACAGCAUCCUCGACCUCGCUGUCCAGACGGACAAGAAGCCUUUGGACGAAAAAGAUGCAAAGUCUCUGCGCGACUACCAGAAUGCCGCCUGCUAUAUCGCUGCCGCGAUGAUCUUUCUGCGGGACAACGUGCUGCUGGAGUCAGAGCUUAAGCUUGAGCACAUCAAACCCCGAUUGCUGGGUCACUGGGGCACCUGUCCCGGCCUCAUUCUGGUAUGGUCCCACCUCAACCGUCUGAUUCGCAACCAUGACAUGGACAUGAUCUAUGUCAUCGGUCCGGGUCACGGCGCACCCGCGGCUCUGGCGGCCCUUUGGCUCGAAGGCUCGCUCGAGAGGUUCUACCCCGGCGAGUACGAUGUCAGCAAGCAGGGCCUGCACAACCUCAUCACAAGUCACAUCAACUCCGAGACGCCCGGCUCCAUUCACGAGGGCGGUGAGCUUGGCUAUGCGUUGUCCGUGUCCUUCGGCGCCGUCAUGGACAACCCCGACCUCAUCGUGACCUGUGUUGUCGGCGACGGCGAAGCCGAGAGUGGCCCCACUGCCGGUGCCUGGCAUGCCAUCAAGUAUCUCGACCCCAGGGAGUCGGGUGCUGUGAUCCCCAUUCUCCACAUCAACGGGUUCAAGAUCAGUGAGCGCACCAUCUUUGGCUGCAUGGACGACAAGGAGAUUGUUGCGCUGUUCUCGGGCUACGGUUACCAAGUGUGCAUUGUCGAAGACCUCGCAGACAUCAACACCGACCUCUCCAGCGCUCUGGAAUGGGCGGUGGCCGAGGUCAAGAAGAUCCAGCAGGCCGCACGCUCUGGUGAGGCUAUUGCCAAGCCGCGAUGGCCCAUGAUUGCCUUGCGCACACCCAAGGGAUGGACUGGGCCCAAGGAGGUUGACGGUGUCAUCGUCGAGGGCUCCUACAAAUCCCACCAAGUACCUUUGGCCAAGGCCGGCUCAGAUGAGGCCCAGCUCGGACAGCUGCACGACUGGCUAUCCAGCUACGACAUUGGCAAUCUCUUGCCCGAGGGAAAGCCGACCGACAGCGUCCUCGGGGCGAUUCCCACGAAUGAUGCUAAGAAGCUUGGCCAGCUUAAGGCGACCUACGACCCGUACGUAGGGCUCAAGCUCCCCGACUGGAAGCCCCUCGCCGUCAGCCCUGGCGAGCAGAACAGCUGCAUGAAGGUGACGGGGACGCUCCUCGACAAAGUAAUGCAGGAGAACCCACACGGCUUCCGCAUGUUCUCGCCAGACGAGCUCGAGAGCAACAAGCUCGACGCCGUGCUAGAGCACACGGGCCGCAACUUCCAAUGGGACCAGUACUCGCGCAACCAAGGCGGCAGGGUCAUUGAGAUCCUCUCGGAGCACUGCUGCCAGGGCUUCAUGCAAGGAUACACCCUCACGGGCCGCGUCGGCCUGUUCCCCAGCUACGAGUCGUUCCUGGGCAUCGUGCACACGAUGAUGGUGCAGUAUGCCAAGUUCAACAAGAUUGCCAAGCAAGUGAAGUGGCGCGGGGAUCUGGCGUCCAUUAACUACAUCGAGACGAGCACGUGGGCUCGUCAGGAGCACAACGGAUUCUCCCAUCAGAAUCCGUCCUUUAUCGGCGCAGUUCUCAACCUCAAGGCCGAAGCCGCAAGAGUCUAUCUCCCGCCCGACGCCAACUGCUUCCUGAGCACCGUCCACCACUGCCUCAAGUCUAAGAACUACGUCAACCUUGUCAUCGGUUCCAAGCAGCUCACGCCGACGUACCUCGAUGCCGACGCCGCGGCAGAGCACUGCCGGCUCGGCGCGAGCACGUGGUCUUUUGCCUCGACCGACGGCGGCGCCAACCCGGACGUGGUCCUCGUGGGCGUCGGCGUCGAGGUCACUUUGGAGGUCCUCAAAGCUGCGGAGCUGCUGCGAACGCUAGCGCCCGAGCUCCGCGUUCGCGUCGUCAACGUCACGGAUCUCAUGGUUCUCAAAGCCGAGGCUAAACAUCCACACGCGCUGUCGAGGCAGAAGUUCCUCGAAGUUUUCACUGAUGACCGGGACGUGUGUUUCAACUACCAUGGCUAUCCCACUGAGCUCCAGGGGUUGUUGUUUGGACGGCCGAGCCUGGACAGGGUAACUGUCGAGGGCUAUCGUGAGGAGGGAAGUACGACAACGCCGUUUGACAUGAUGCUUGUCAACUGCGUGAGCCGAUACGACGUGGCGAUUCGUGCACUGAAGGGCGGUGCCAAGGUGAAUGACAAGGUCAAGGCCGUGCUUGAUGACAAGAUCAAGGAGGUGGAGGCGACGGUGAAGAAGAUCCGGGAUUAUAUCCUGGAGAACGGAAAAGACCCCGACGACCUUUACGACACUCCCAAGUUUUAA
Colletotrichum higginsianum IMI 349063 is the source of this 2391-nucleotide messenger RNA. RefSeq names its product XFP domain-containing protein. Gene Ontology annotation, molecular function: aldehyde-lyase activity. The transcript is spliced from 8 exons. Gene Ontology annotation, biological process: carbohydrate metabolic process. Bases 1 to 2391 code for a protein of 796 amino acids. The record is from RefSeq and is a predicted model, not a curated record. NCBI's taxonomy places the organism in Eukaryota, Fungi, Ascomycota, Sordariomycetes, Glomerellales, Glomerellaceae.